AUGUUUCUACAAAAUAUUCACUCCUUAUUAUAUUUAACAAAAAAUAUUAAAGAUCUUUAUAAAUAUUCUUCUUCUUUAUAUCACAGUUCAUCAAUUAACCAUGGCCAACAAAAAAAUUCAACGUCUUCUGUACCAUUUACAAAUAUGUUUGAUGAUUCAAUAUCACGUUCAUCGAUAUUAAUUAAUCGAUUGACUAAACAUGGUUUUGUCACUUCAAAUAACUUAAAAAUUAGAGGUCCAAUCUUAAUUUUAAAUAAAAAUCUUUUUUUAUGGGAUGUACCCCAAAAGGUUAAUGGUGGUGGGAAAGGUGUUUUUGAUGAAUGGAAUAAAGAUUUUUUAAAGAUUUUUGAAAUUGUAAUUCCAAAACCUGAACUUUUAAUAUUUGGAACUGGUCAAAGGUUUGUUCCAAUUCCUUUAGAAAUAAAAAAUUAUAUAUAUGAUUUAGGAAUGCAAUUAGAUGCUAUGGAUUCGGAUAAUGCUGCAUCAACAUUUAAUGUUCUAACAGAAGAAGGAAGAAAUGUUGCCGCAGCUUUAUUACCAAUCUAUCCAACAAGUGCAAGAACUGAUGCUGGUGUUUAUGAUAUUGCUACAUUACAAGCUGUUGCUUUGCACGAUACUGUUGAAGAUACUAAUACAACAUUUGACGAGGUGACUGCAAAAUUAUGGACACUAAUAAUUACUAUAUUGUAUUGUAUAAUAACACGCCAAGUAUCAGUUGUUUGGUCAAAACAUAGAGUAAUUGCGGUUUCAAAUAAUCAUAGCAUUGAGAAGAAUGUUGUUAAAGAGGAACAGUUUGAUAUUGUAAUGUGUUAUCAAAAGUUUUUAAAAGAUGAUCCGGAUGUUUCUAUGCCAAUUGCCGCUAUAGAAGCAUUAGUAGAGUUAAUUAAGCAUAGCAAAGAGUUUAUGGAGUCGUUAAAAGAUGCAAGUCAAUUACUGAAAUCAACAGUUAAGAAUUCGAUUUCUUUGUCAGCAGGAGCAGAUUUAUUUCUAAGAUUUGUUACAAGGACGUCACAUGAUGUUACUGUUAAGUAUAUCCAAUUAUGUGGAUGUAAUUUUGAAGCGUGUAAAGAGCAUUUGAUGAAUAGUGGCAAGGUUUUGGUAGAGAAGGCUACAGCAGCUCGCCAUAAAAUUGCUGAAUUGGGAACAACUAAGAUAUUGAGAAAGUAUGGUAUUCCAGCAAUAGUAAUACUCGACACAGCUGCUGGGUAUAUUAUUGAUAAAGUGGAUGCUGUUUUUGUUGGUGCUGAGGGAGUUGUAGAAAAUGGCGGAUUAAUUAAUGCGAUUGGCACUUAUCAAUUAGCAAUAGUAGCCAAAGCUGCUAAUAAGCCAUUUUAUGCAGUAAUUGAAAGCUAUAAAUUUGUUCGAAUAUUUCCACUUAACCAAUACGAUCUACCAACUCACACACCAGAUUUACUAACAUUUCCAGAUCUGGAAAACAAAAUCCAUGUAAAAAAAAUAGGAGAAAGUAAUGAUGAUGAUGAGACAAAAAUUGAUCUUGGUGUUUUGACACCUUCUGGUGUCAGUGAUGAAUUAAUUAAAUUGUAUUUAUAA
Messenger RNA from Entrophospora candida, 1551 nucleotides. The record is from the annotation of a GenBank genome assembly. Lineage: Eukaryota; Fungi; Glomeromycota; Glomeromycetes; Entrophosporales; Entrophosporaceae.